Molecule: messenger RNA, 762 nt
Organism: Oppiella nova
Lineage: Eukaryota; Metazoa; Arthropoda; Arachnida; Sarcoptiformes; Oppiidae
Source: the annotation of a GenBank genome assembly
UGUCAAAACACAAACACGUGUUUCACUGACUCUUCAACGCAUUCAUUGAUUGUCUUUUAAUCACUCGUUGUUUACUGCAAUUGAAUUGAUUUGUUGUUUGAAUUGAAUUACAAGUGAUUUACAAAUAAUGGCAAAGAGUUUGAGGAGUAAAUGGAAACGAAAGAUGAAAGCAAUAAAGAGAGUGAGAUAUUCGGACAAAGAGCUGAUCCGAUUGAAGACUAUGAUCGAUAAAAGCCAACAAAAGGACACCAAUAAUGAUAAAGACAAAGACAUAAGUUUGAGGAGUAAAUGGAAACGAAAGAUGAAAGCAAUAAAGAGAGUGAGAUAUUCGGACAAAGAGCUGAUCCGAUUGAAGACUAUGAUCGAUAAAAGCCAACAAAAGGACACCAAUAAUGAUAAAGACAAAGACAUAGUAAUGAAGAGCAUUGGCAGUGAGAAGGAGGUGAAGGAGGCACUGCUGGUGGACACGAUGGAGACAACUGGCAGUGAGUCGGUGGUGACCCCGAAGCCGAAGCUGUUGGAUGAGUUCGGACACUACCCUCAAUGGAUGAAUCAAAGACAAGUCAAAAAGCAACAAAACAAACGCAAAGUCAAGAGACUUAAGUCUAAACGUAAAUAAAUGUCUAUUUGUUGUGUAUUUUCUUAUUAUUUGAGGUUUGAUUUAAUAAACUUUCAAUUGGUUUAACCGUAAAUGCUAUCAAGUUUAUAAUGUUUGUGACACUUAAUCCAUGCAGUUAUUGUCUGAGUAAGCAAACAAGUGAC